AUGGCCACAGCCUUGACUGUCAAAGAGCUGCUAGCUCGUAAUAGUGAGUAUGCCGAGGGGCAUCAGCGGAUUCCGACUUGGGAAGAAUUAGGUGCUGCUGGAGCACCACCACCACAGAUCCUGAUAAAAGCCUUGGUAUUCCGCACGACUGGUGCAGAAACCAAAUCUACCCUCCCUGGUAUUCUAGCACUCGACACCCUCGUCUCGCUCACAGAUAUACUUGUUGUCAAGCACACCGACUGUGGCGGUCUCGUAAUUCGCGAUGCCAAUGUUAAGAAACAGCUCUUGGAACUUGCACCAGGGUCGGAGGAUAAAAUCAAGGCAAUGCAAUUUGCAGAGAUCACGGGAACUCUCGAGGACAGUGCUGAAGAGGAAGUGGCUUUCUUAAAGAGCUCGGAGCUUUUGCGACCUGAACUCAAGGAGUGUAUUCGUGGCUAUGUGUGGAAUCUGGAGACAGGUGAUAUCAAAGCCACUGCGGUUGCAUUCUAG
Molecule: messenger RNA, 489 nt
Organism: Exophiala bonariae
Lineage: Eukaryota; Fungi; Ascomycota; Eurotiomycetes; Chaetothyriales; Herpotrichiellaceae
Exons: 4
Coding region: 1-489 (162 amino acids)
Molecular function (GO): zinc ion binding; carbonate dehydratase activity
Source: RefSeq, a predicted model, not a curated record